Lates calcarifer (barramundi perch) is the source of this 8166-nucleotide messenger RNA. RefSeq names its product leucine-rich repeat neuronal protein 3. The coding region runs from base 844 to 2973 and encodes 709 amino acids. The record is from RefSeq and is a predicted model, not a curated record. Gene Ontology annotation, molecular function: protein binding. Gene Ontology annotation, cellular component: extracellular matrix. The transcript is spliced from 2 exons. Lineage: Eukaryota; Metazoa; Chordata; Actinopteri; Centropomidae.
UGUUCUGAUAUUAAUGACUGCUGAGGAGACGGCGGCGCAUCUAUGUGGUCCGCCUGACACUUGAUCGAGGGGAGAGAUGCGCCCUUAACAGCCGCUGUAAAGACGGGAAGGGAAGGGCACAGGGAACGCGUGAAUCUCUUUCCACGCUCUCGCCAACCUGCUUUUGGACUUCGCCGUUUUUUGCUUUUGCCCUACGUCCUCACACAGAAGCCGAGUGUUUUAGCUGUGGAAGAGAGUCCAGAACUGAUUUCUCAUCAACUGCGUGAAAAUAAGAAGACCACACAUUGUUGACUGGCUUUAUGUCGCGCGCUGGGGGCUCUCUCGUCAUUGGAGCAGCGCACUUGAUGGGAAUAUAGACAACACACACUGUUCCGAGGACUAUGAUGGUUAAACCGGGUAGGAAUGGAUUGGGCUGUGGACUCUGGAAGCUAGUACUGACAAUCAAUGAGGACAUCCGUCUUUAAAGAAAGCGCAGAGUCUUCAUGGAUACCUAUAAAUGUGCUCCACACAAGUACUUUAAGGUAUAAUAUCAGUCCUUCCUUUUUUUGUUUUUGCCUCCGCCCACCUUCUCGGGUCUGCUUGGCUGCAGUCUUGGUCCUGAACCCUGACACCAGCAGGCAGCACUGAGUGAUUGGUCAUUACAUCCAAGGGCGUCAACACAGCAAGACAAAAAAAUCCCUUGGGAGCCCCCGCUGCAGCUGGUGGUGGUGGCGGUGGUGGUGGCAGGGGCGGUGAGUCAAUCGCCUCAGCAGCUGCAGCACAUGAUUCAUUAUUUGUGAAGUUAAGGGCUCAGACCACUUAAUCUACAAGGACCAAUUUCUUACUGGAGGGAAUCGGUCCAAUAUGAAGGACGUGUCAUUCGUGGAUCGUCUCUUUGUCGGCUUGGCCAUGGCCUCUUUUGUUGUGGCCACUGAGGAGAGGCCUGAUUGCCCAAAGCUCUGUGUGUGUGAGAUUAGACCCUGGUUUUCUCCCAGUUCUGUGUACAUGGAGGUGCACACAGUUGACUGUAAUGACUUGGGACUCUUUAGCCUGCCGGAAAAAUUACCAGUGGGCACACAAGUACUGUUACUGCAAACAAACAACGUUGCCAAGAUUGACAAACCCUUGGAUUACCUGGCCAACAUCACAGAGAUUGAUUUAUCGCAAAACAACUUAUCCUCAAUUAGUGAUGUCCAUCUGGGGAACCUUCCUCAGCUGCUGUCCCUUCACAUGGAAGAGAACUGGAUACGAGAUUUGCCGGAACAAAGCUUGGGAGAGUUAGCUAACCUUCAGGAGCUCUAUAUGAAUCACAACCUCAUCUCCUCCAUUUCCCCGAUGGCUUUCCAGGGUCUCAGCAACCUUGUGCGGCUCCACCUCAAUUCUAACAAGCUGACGACCAUUAAAAGGGAGUGGUUCGAACCCAUGCCAAAUCUGGAGAUCCUGAUGAUUGGUGAGAAUCCAGUUCUUUCUAUUGAUGAUAUGAACUUCAAACCUCUCAGUAACCUCCGCAGUCUUGUUCUCACCAGAAUGAACUUGUCUCAGCUUCCUGACGAUGCGCUGGCUGGUCUUGAUAACUUAGAGAGCAUCUCUUUCUAUGAUAAUAUUUUCCCUGAGGUGCCUCACUCUGCCCUGAGAAAUGUAAAAAAUCUGAAGUUUUUGGAUCUAAAUAAAAACCCCAUUGCGAGGAUACAGAGAGGGGACUUUGUGGAUAUGCUCCAUUUGAAAGAACUGGGGAUUAAUAGCAUGCCAGAGCUAGUUUCCAUCGACAGCUUUGCCCUCAAUAACCUCCCUGAGCUGACCAAAAUAGAAGCCACCAACAAUCCUAAACUCUCCUACAUCCAUCCUAAUGCUUUCUACAAACUACCACGGCUGGAAACCCUAAUGCUAAAUGGCAAUGCGCUCAGUGCCCUCCACAGGAUUACUGUCGAGUCCCUCCCAAAUCUCAGAGAAGUUAGUAUGCACAGCAACCCUAUCCGCUGUGACUGUGUAGUCCGCUGGAUGAACAUGAACAAGACCAACAUUCGCUUCAUGGAGCCUGAUUCACUCUACUGUGUGGAGCCUCCGGAGUAUGAGGGGCAGCAUGUCCGACAGGUGCACUUCAGGGAGAUGAUGGAGAUUUGUCUGCCACUCAUCUCUCCUGAAAGUAUGCCUGGGCAUAUUAAAGCACAGAAUGGAAGUUCAGUGUCUCUCCAUUGUCGGGCUUUCGCCGAACCAGAGCCGGAUAUCUAUUGGAUCACCCCAUCUGGCACCAGGGUCUUGCCUAACACCGUCUCUGACAAGUUCUACAUGCACCCAGAGGGAACUUUUGACAUCUAUGACAUAACAGAAAAUGAAGCUGGUCUUUACACUUGUGUUGCCCAUAAUCUGGUUGGAGCUGAUCUUAAAUCUGUUUCAGUAGAGGUGAAUGGAUAUUUUCCUCAACCUGCAAAUGGGUCUCUGAACAUUGCGGUCAAAUCAGUGGAGACAAACUCCAUCCUGGUUUCCUGGAAGGCCAGCCCUGGUACCCUGGCUCCCAACAUUAAAUGGUACACUCUGUCAGAUGCCAACCAUCCCACCACUGCGUUUACCACCAGGGUUCCUUCUGACAUCCAGGUCUACAACCUCACUCAUCUCAGCCCCGCCACUCACUACAAAGUGUGUGUGGAUGUCCGCAGCAUCCACUACAACCAUGACACCAAAUGUGUCAAUGUCACCACCAAGGGAUUAGAGCUGGCAGUCAAGGACACAGAAAAAUGGGACGCAGCAGUAAUCACCGUCUUUGGUGUGCUCUUGGCUGUGAUUUCAGUGGCCUGCCUGCUUAUUUAUGUGUCUCUGAGGAACCACCACCUUUAUGGGGAUAUAAGGAAAUGCGACUCCAAAGCUUCGCUGACACCAGUGGAAGCUACCAGUAUGCAUUCUCCUUUCUUUACAAAGCUGUGGGUAUCGGGUAAGGGACUACCAAGUGGAGUGGAAGUGAAAGCCACAGUCAUAAAUGUAUCUGACAAUGCCUUUUAAAGAAGCGCAGCUUUGUAGAGCACCACACACCAACUACACUGAAUGGACAAGGCCAUGGGCAGGGGUGGACGAAUCUGUAGUACUGUUUCAAAGGCAUACCCAUUGCUGGUCCCUGGCUCAGCUACUCUGGCAAACUGUUAUUGGACUGGGAUGGAACUGUUUAAAAUAGAGUACAUGCUCUCCCAGUUUCAACCCAAGCUGAAGUGGUGGCUUUGUAACCGUUACAUCAAACCAAGCUAACAUCAACAGGAAGGGGGCAUUUACUGCAAAAAGAUAUAUUUCAGUACCAUUCAUACAGAAAUACAGGCAGAGAAAACGAAGUGAAGAUGAUGAUGAUGAUGAUGGUCAACUCUCUUGUAAUUGACUGUUAAAUGUGUUCAGAGUUGUGGAACUGUCUGUGUGGUCCCAAGCAAUACCGUCUGUGCUUUGUCAAACAUCCAUAGACGAGUUAGAGAUACAGUAAUAACACCUGUCUAUUAUGGGAAGGGAGAUUUAGUAGAGUAGACAAAUAACAGUGACUAUGGUGUAAGCCUUUUGAUGAAAUAUACCCCCCUCUCCCUCUUUUCUAUUUAAAGAUGGAUUCUUGAUUUUUCAUGGAAAUACUGUUAUAUAUUCUAUUAUGUUGAUGUAAUGACAAAUCCUCUGUAUCUGAACAGUUUAAAUGGGUUUUAAAUUAAGGCAAGGAGCAGACUACUUUUGAUUACAAUGUCACAUUAAGCUUAAUGAAAUUCAGCUACAAAAUGGGCAUCUAGAGAGGACAUUUUCCAAAUGGCUGUUUAUGCUGUGUAGUUCUCAUUGCAAUGGUGACUGGGAAAAAAAUGUGGAUAAUGUUGGACUGAAAGAGAUAUAGCAGGUUGGUAAAAAUGGAGGCGAUCAAUGUGUUAUUGCCUCAAGAAGCUGUCUGUUAUGCCCUGGUAAGUGCCUACAACAAGAACUACAUGAGGUAAACAGAGAAGACACUGAAGAAACACGUCAGCCACAGCAGAACAUGGCCAUGUCAUCAUUGCAGAAUCACAAGCUAUUCUCCAGUACUUUUAGUGGAAAUACUUUCUCAGUAUUUUUAGCAUACAUAUUUUAAGAAAACAUUUUGUUGUUGCUUUGGGUGUAAAGUUAAAAAGCCAUUUUUAUAUUAACUGUAUUAUAUGUGAUCAAUGGGCACAACAGACUAAUUAAGAAAAGAGCUAAGAAAAAAAAUAAAUGUCAUUGUUUCUUUUACAAACAAUUGCCUACUUUCUCUCUUUUGCUUUCUUCUCAUAUUAGCUAUAAUACCAUUGGUUUGCAUUUGUUUUUUUCAUUAUUCAAUCAUGGGUUAAUGUGAAAUAUCUAAUGACAUAUCUGUGACAUUUCAUCUGCAAGUAUGUCAAAGAAAAUAUUAAUAAUGACCAAGUGGUACAGAACAAAAAACUGUCUUUGAGUCAGACCACAGGGGCAAAGUCAGGAGACUUCAGCUGAAUGGCUGAAUGGUUGUCCUAACCCUAACCCAGAAGGAAAAAAAAAAAAAAAAAAACAGCAACAAAAGAACAGAACUCAUUAGCCGCCUCAUUAAGAACAUGUUCGUCCUUCAGCUGGUCUGAAUAUAGUCACUGUGCUACAGCUACAGCUGCUGCUGCUCCUGCUUAGACAGGGACACAGCGUCCCUACGACAGAGAGAUGAAGUACAGUACUGAAAAGUCAACGCAGGGUGGGAUAGAGCUGAGUCUAAGCUUUAGGACUCACAUUUUAUUUGUCUUACUGAAUUAUCCAGCGCACAGAACAUUUCACAUGAGAAAGCCAAGCAUGAUGAAUGGUUGUCAGAGGCGGAGUGACGUGGUGGAUUUAUCAAACAGAGCCUAACACUCAUACAUCAGGCCAGCCUUCAGCACCAUGGACAGAGGCUUUUAGAGCCGAGCCAUCUGUCAAAGACAAAGGGAGUUAAAAUAUGACGUGGUGUGCUCCUCAGGUAAUGCUCAGGUCAGAUUGAGUAUGUCUCUUUGCAAAUACAGGCCCACGUACAGAUGCACAAACAAGCCUGACAGAGUUACAAAUGUAUCUACAUUUACAGGAAAACACAAACGCAAAUUCAAGGUCAUUGACUGACACAAAGAGUUAUUCAUAGAAGAGGACAAAAACAUGUGAACACAGUCAAGUACACGUAUAUACAAACACACACACACACACACACAAUCAACCAACCUUUGAUACCCAGAGGUGUAGCAGCCUCUGCCUGCGUGAUUGGAAAAAGACAACAUGACUGCCAAAGAAGCCACUAAAUGAGUUGACCAACCAAACAUGUUCUUUGAGAUGAGAGCAGCUCGUGAAUAUUAGCCAUAUUGUUCUUCUUAUUUAUUUAUUUUUCUGCAAUUCGUGAUUUGAUUACAUACUUGAGUGAAUAAGCCGAAUGUUAUCCAGAAACUCAUCUCUCCUGCUGUCUGUCCCAAUCUCAUGCAUUUCCGCAAUCUCUCUCUUCUCUCUCGCUGAUGACACUCUCUGUCCUCUGGCAGGCAUGUGAGGCAUAUGUGCAUUCAAAGCAACCUAUAUUAGAAAAAACCCUCUGGAUUUAGCUUAAAUCCCACAUGAAAAGAACCAGUGAGCUGUCACCAUUUAAUCCACAGUGAGGAAGGCAAAAUUAUGUUUCUCGCUGAAUCUUCAAAUAUUUCAAAUAUUAAAACCACCUUGUUCUAUUCAGAAAAGCCAUCUGCACUGAGGCAGAUAUUAAAAUGUGCUCUGUGAAGGCUUAUGGAUGGGUGUUCCUGCGGGUUACAUAUUCAUUUUAAUUUUGUGAGGAUCAUUGUCAGGCUGCCUGAGAUUUGAUGGUGCAAUCCAACAGUGGUAGGUGCAAGUUCAAUAGCCUAUUUAUUUAUUUCAUUUUUAUCACAAGACAAUCAUUAAGUCAGUGGCUGGCAGGUAAUUUCCUUUUUACCUUAUUAGAGGGAAGAGAUGUGAAAAAAUGUGAUAUAGGAAUGAAUUUGUGAGCCUGUUUAAAUAAUAUUACUGAGUUGAUUCAGACGUGCUAUUAUAGGACACAUUUGGGAAUGCUCUACUGCAAUGACUAAUUUCCUAGAGCACAUACAAAGGGACUAUUUAAACACAAUGUAUUUAACAGUUUUUCAAGUAGCUCAUAUUCAUUAGCUUUAUUCACACAACAGCCUCAUUUCAUAAUACGUUUUUUUUUUCUUUUUGAAAGCUGUAAUUAAAAUAUUUAAUUUACCCUCUAUCUGAGACGAGAUAAAAAAAAUUCCAAUAGCACUGCAAGGGCUGCAGAAAGCAAACAAUGUUCAAGCUGCGAGGCAUUUUUAUACGUUUGAAUUAUCAGCUUAUUAAAGUUACAAACUUCCACGUAGGUCAGCCAGUGUAGCUACAGGCAGCCACACUCCAAUGAAAAGUGAAAAUGUCAACAUGCAUUUACAGUCCUGCUGCUAGCACUAUGUUUAAUGCCACUGCUUGCUUUUAAGAGGCCGUUAUAGCCCACAAUUGGAAAAACAACCAGAUGACCUAUGGAUUGCAAUAAGAAAGCACUGAUUUCUUUCAUGACAGAAUAAAAAUGUAUUUGCCUCUUGGACCCUGUAUUAAUUAAAGCAACACUUUUGCUGCAGCGGUGUAAAUUGUUUUGUGUCCUAUCACCUGGAGCUGAUGUUAGUGCCAAUGACAGGUGAAUUUUUCACUUAUCAGUGAGCCAGUGCAUCGCAAUUCUGAACAUGCAUUGCAGUGUAUUUCCUGAAAAGUAGAGACAGAAUGUCACAGCAGAUUUGGCAUGGCUCAUCAAAAACCAACCAGUCAAAAGCCAUUUGUGUGUGUGUGUGUGUGUGUGUGUAUUUCUGCUCUGUGUGGCCUCUUCCUGUCUCCAUUUCCAUAACCAUCACUCCCAAUGUGUGCAGCUAAAAAUGUUGUUCUUUUCUUCUAGUCUAUGCGGUGUGCAGUUAGAAUUACAUGAGCGUGAACUCACAUCCACAUACUUGCAGUCCCAUUUACAUACAGGCAAAGUGCCCUACCAAAACACAGCUGCUAUUAGUCAUCUCCAGUUUUGAAGUAACAUGUCGGAGGAGAAUUGCUUUCACAUUUACAUAUUUCCUCUGAUUCACAGUCCGCAUGACAUCACUGAAACUCCACAUAUAAAAGAGGAAGCCAAUUGAUUCAGACUUCCAUGCAAAUGAGAGGUUUCUCAGCGUAAGUAACCCAACGUAUUGAUGAACACACAGCCAUACGUCUUGUGUGAGCCACAGUGUGGGAAUGAUAUGACUCUGCAGAGGGCUUUUCUACUAAUUGGAAGACCAAUUCUCAAACAGCUGAUUGGUUUCCUGGACUACUGAUUGAUUAGUGCCUCCCUUUGUCUCACUGCAGUUUCCUCUAUGAAGUGGCAAUGCAGCCUGUGCCGGGGUCAGAUCGAUGCAGGGACUAAUGAGUUAUUCACAUGCAUGUGCUCACAUUAAUGAUGAAUUGGGAUUGGGGAAAAAACAGGGAAGCACAGUCCUAACAGGCGAACAUGUAAGGACAUACAAGGAUGCUCUUUUCUUUGUUGGUUUAACAAAGCAUUGUCAGCCUCACGGCACACAUGCACUGUCGCUCUCAUCAGAUUCAUUAGCCCUAUAGAGGCCAUCGAUACUCGCAGCUGCCCGCAUUAAUCAUCUCUGAUCAUUAAAGUCCUGUUGUGAAAUGGCGGAAGAGCCACCUACAGUUAUAGUCUUUGUGUAAGUGCCACCUUUUUACUGCAGGCUUGUUUACGUAAUGCUUCACUCUGAUCCGUCUGUAAAAACCCUGCUGCAGACUUUACUCUCAAUUAGGAUGAUGGAAGGUUUCAAGAGUAGUUAGGUAGUCAUUCAAUCGAGCUCUGAGGUAAAGUAGACCAGUAUCCAGGACAUUUUUGAUUUAAAUAAUGAAUUCCCAUUAAGCAAAUAUUUGCAAAAGCAUGUAUAAAUGCUCAUUUACUCACUGGUAAUUAUUCACUGGCGAAAGUGACAGAGCAUUUGCAACAACUGUCGUUAUUAUUCACAUAAUCAGGGGAGCAUGUGAGAGGAACAAAUGGAAAAUGAUGGGGAUACUACGACUUCAAGGAGUUUAUGUUUCAUUUAACCCAACAAACAGAAGAGGUUAUGGGCAAUUGUUACUCUAACAUGCAGUGUUUUAGUCAUUUAUCAAGACCCUUUGGUUAAAGAGACAGAAAUGUACAGAAAAAUAACUGUUGUGGGUAUCUCAUUAAAACUACUUUGGUACAAUUUU